UUGGCACUUCGCUCAACGGGCUUACAUACAUUUUCUUCAAAUUGGGAUAACUAAUAAAAAUGUGUUUUUAUUUAAAGAUUUCUUGCACAACGUGUUAAUUCAAUUGGAAGCGACAACGUCAAGUAAACAACCAUUGUCUGCAUACCUGUGGCUCCGAACGGUGCUCUCUGGGUGCUUUGUGAAGCCUGAAUGCCUUCUUUGAUAACUCCACAUGCAUGCCAUGAAUGCCUACCGAAACGAGGGCAUUAUGCUGGCCAGCUCUGCUUUGUGCACGAAUGUGUGCUCUCUCCACACACAACACACAACGGCGAGUUUAACUUCUUUGCGGUGAGUCUUUAUCAGUAACCGCGCCAUGGUGAUGGCUCAGCGCUUCUACAGUCGCAAUCGCGAUGAUCCCGUCGACAAGAAAGCGUCAGCGGUAACAAAACUGCUGUCCGACCAAGAUUCCAACCUACCUGCCACAGUAACCGUGCCCGACGUAUGGCCACAUGUUCCGCUGCUAGCCAUGCGUAAGAAUCCCUUGUUUCCCCGAUUCAUGAAGAUUGUGGAGGUGUCCAACUCAAUUGUUAUGGAUCUGCUGCGUCGCAAAGUUAGCCUUAAUCAGCCCUACGUUGGGGUUUUCCUCAAGAAAGUCGACGGGGAAGAGGAGGUCAUCCAGAGCCCGGAUGAGGUCUAUCACCUGGGCACUUUUGCACAAAUCCAAGAGGGUCAGGAUUUGGGCAAGAUGCGCAUGGUGGUGGUGGCCCAUCGUCGCAUACGCAUCACAGGACAUAUGAUCGAGGAUCUGCCACAUCCAAAAAAUGAAGCCGCGGCCUGUCCAACCGCAUCACGAACCGCUGCCGGAACACAAAAAGACUAAACCUCCAAAAUU
Molecule: messenger RNA, 871 nt
Organism: Drosophila miranda
Lineage: Eukaryota; Metazoa; Arthropoda; Insecta; Diptera; Drosophilidae
Product: lon protease homolog, mitochondrial-like
Exons: 3
Coding region: 353-859 (168 amino acids)
Biological process (GO): mitochondrion organization; chaperone-mediated protein complex assembly; protein catabolic process
Cellular component (GO): mitochondrial matrix
Molecular function (GO): ATP binding; single-stranded DNA binding; serine-type endopeptidase activity
Source: RefSeq, a predicted model, not a curated record